Molecule: messenger RNA, 1878 nt
Organism: Amyelois transitella
Lineage: Eukaryota; Metazoa; Arthropoda; Insecta; Lepidoptera; Pyralidae
Exons: 2
Coding region: 323-1552 (409 amino acids)
Biological process (GO): lipid metabolic process
Cellular component (GO): periplasmic space
Molecular function (GO): glycerophosphodiester phosphodiesterase activity
Source: RefSeq, a predicted model, not a curated record
CUUUUACCUUGUCUUUUCAAGUAUUGGUCGCAUUCUUGUCACGACACAUUUAAUACGUUACAGUAAAAAAUAUGUUAUUCGCGAGAAGGUUUCGUUUAUAUAAUUGAUUUUCCUCACAGCAACUGUGCGACGAGGAAAUUGUCUUUAUCUGCCUCAGUCCUUCGACGCCUCAGUGUUGUCUUGACAAUACAAAAUAGGUCUUGCGUGACACCAGUGCCGAGUUAUUAUUUUAAAAUUUAUCCGAAUAAAUAAAUUGACUGUUUCUUGAUUAGGUAUUAACAAAUUUAAGGGUGCCCGGAAUUGAAAUUAUCGUAGCUCCGUAAUGUUCGAAUCAAUUACGGAAAAAAUGCUUUCACGUAUUUUGGUCUUUACCUUUUGUGCCGGUAUUGCCUCGGCCUAUAUAAGCCCAAGGACCUCAACAGCGGAUAUUUGCAGCCCGUUAGUAAUCGCCCACCGUGGUGCUAGUGGAUAUGUGCCCGAGCACACCAUCGGUGCAUACUCACUGGCAGUCAGCAUGGGUGCAGACUAUAUCGAACCUGACGUCGUGAUGACCAGUGAUGGACACAUCAUAGCAAGGCAUGACAACGAGCUUGGACUAACCACAGAUGUCGCCAAUCGACCGGAGUACGCGUCUCGAUAUCGUACUCAAUCAGUAGACGGCACCCAAGUCAGCGGAUGGUUCACAGAAGACUUCACGUUAGCAGAAAUUAAAACUUUGCGAGCUAUAGAGCGCAUACCCAACAUACGACCCGGAAAUGCCAGAAUGGACGGAAGUUUUGAAGUUCCAACGAUGCAAGAAAUUAUAGACCUGGCUAAAAGUAUGCAGGGUAUUUACUGCCGAGAAGUAGGUAUUUAUCCAGAAAUUAAGCACGGAACUCAUUUCCAACGCCUGGGACUGGCAAUGGAACAACCUUUAGUAGAUAUAUUGCAUAGCAAUGGUUACAAAACACAAGAAGAUCCCAUUUACAUACAGUCGUUUGAAGUAAACAAUUUAAAGGAACUAAAGAAUAUAACGGACCUUCGUCUACUGCAAUUAUACGGAGAUUUGUCUAGCCAACCAUUUGACCAGGCGGAAUCAGGGACUGGAUUGACUUACGGUAACAUGGCCACUGCAGAGGGAUUGAGAGAAGUUGCUACGUAUGCCUACGCCGUGGGCCCGGAUAAGUCAUACAUUAUCCCUCGUACGGCCGCCGGAAAUCUUGGAACGGUUACAAACUUUGUGAGUAAUGCCCAUGCCGCCGGAUUAAAGGUGCAUCCAUAUACAUUCCGCGCAGAGAAUUCAUAUCUUCCCUUAGAGUUUAGAAGUAAAGAUACGUCUCCUGAUGCGAUCGGUGACUAUGAAGGAGAAAUAAGAGCAUACCUAGCAGCUGGUAUAGACGGGCUCUUCGCCGACCAGCCUGACCACCCCGCUCAGAUAAGAGACACUUGUGUAAUUGUUAACCCUGAGUGCCAAUUUAGAACAUCAUCUGCUACGCUUACCAGAUCCAUAGUGUGGUGCCAUGUGUUAAUUAUGAUUAGUUUCGCUGUUUUAUUUUCUAACAUAAUAAGCUAAGUUAGGCUACCGUCGUCAAUUAGGUAUGUACCUAGGUUAUUAAUUUCUUAUACCUAUCUAAGUUUAAAAAAAUAAAUAAAGUAUUGUAAAUUAUUGAGUCAUAAAUUAGCCCACUCAUUUUAAGAAAAAUCGAUUGUUACAUAUGCAAGAAAAUUGAGACCUUGUUCUUCAUUAUUACACUUCGUAGCAACAUUUUGUAUUCGUCAAUGGCGUCAGUACUGAUGCUUAAACACAAUUAUGUACUUUGUAUAAUUAGAUUAUCUUAUCGCAAGACAUGUUUUGUUGUUCCUGUUUCUACUUUUUACAACAAAGUAGUUACAAUUUUA